Messenger RNA from Neomonachus schauinslandi (Hawaiian monk seal), 14114 nucleotides. RefSeq names its product myosin phosphatase Rho interacting protein (gene MPRIP). The transcript has 24 exons. Gene Ontology annotation, cellular component: actin cytoskeleton. The record is from RefSeq and is a predicted model, not a curated record. NCBI's taxonomy places the organism in Eukaryota, Metazoa, Chordata, Mammalia, Carnivora, Phocidae. Gene Ontology annotation, molecular function: actin filament binding. Gene Ontology annotation, biological process: actin filament organization. The coding region runs from base 1 to 7332 and encodes 2443 amino acids.
AUGACUGGGGGGUCAGAAUCAGAGAAAGGAGAAGUACACGUGAAGUUCAGCCUGUCUGCCUGCGCCUCAGCCUGCUGGUUGUCCCCCGGGGCCAACCAGUACCGACUAGCACCAUGGGAGCUCCAGGCAAAACCUAUUUAUGGUGGCUGGCUGCUCCUGGCUCCAGACGGGACCGACUUUGACAACCCAGUGCAUCGGUCUCGGAAAUGGCAGCGGCGGUUCUUCAUCCUCUACGAGCACGGCCUCUUGCGCUAUGCCCUGGACGAGAUGCCCACAACCCUGCCUCAGGGCACCAUCAACAUGAACCAGUGCACAGACGUGGUGGAUGGGGAGGGCCGGACAGGCCAGAAGUUCUCCCUGUGCAUUCUGACCCCUGAGAAGGAGCAUUUCAUCCGGGCAGAAACCAAGGAGAUCAUCAGUGGAUGGCUAGAGAUGCUCAUGGUCUAUCCCAGGACCAAUAAGCAAAACCAAAAGAAGAAGCGGAAGGUGGAGCCUCCCACACCACAGGAACCAGGGCCGGCCAAGAUGGCUGUCACCAGCAGCAGCAGCAUUCCCAGUGCUGAGAAGGUCCCCACCACCAAGUCUACACUCUGGCAGGAAGAAAUGAGGGCCAAGGACCAGCCUGAUGGGAGCAGCCUCAGUCCAGCUCAGAGUCCCAGCCAGAGCCAGCCUCCUGCUGCCAGCACCCUGAGGGAACCCGGGCUGGAGAGCAAAGAUGAGGAGAGCACCAUGAGCAGCGACCGCAUGGACUGUGGCCGCAAAGUCCGGGUAGAGAGCGGCUACUUCUCCCUGGAGAAGACCAAGCAGGACUUGAAGGCCGAGGAGCAGCAGCUGCCCCCGCCGCUCUCCCCUCCCAGCCCCAGCACCCCCAGCAACAGGUAUAGUGGCCCCGGACCGCCCUCCCAGGAGCUUGGUCAUCCCCUUCCUUCCCCAGGUUCUCGAACCCCCAGCCGAAUGGUCUGCAGCAGCUCCCUUGGCUCCCUGGAUGUGGCCAGCCGGCCCCCCGCCCGCAUGGACUCCGGCAGCGCUGGGGGGCGGGGAGCAGAGACACCCGGGCGCACCUUUGCCUUUAAAGCCAGCAGGCAGUAUGCCGCCCUGGCCGACGUCCCUAAGGCCGUCAGGAUCAGCCACCGAGAAGCCUUCCAGGUGGAGAGAAGGCGGCUGGAGCGUAGGACUCGGGCCCGGAGCCCUGGCAGGGAAGAGGUGGCCCGUCUGUUUGGCAGCGAGAGGAGGAGGUCCCAGGUCAUUGAGAAAUUUGAGGCCUUGGACAUUGAGAAGGCAGAGCACAUGGAGACUAACUCGUCAGCCGGGCCCUCACCAUCAGGUGACACUCGCCAGGGCCGUAGCGAGAAGAGGGCAUUUCCCAGGAAACGGGACCUCCCCAACGAAGCCCCCACAGCUCCUCUCACGGACACCUCGGCCUCCCCCCUGUCUCCACACCGAAGAGCCAAGUCACUGGACAGGAGGUCCACGGAGUCCUCCCUGACGCCCGACCUGCUGAAUUUCAAGAAAGGCUGGCUGACCAAGCAGUAUGAGGAUGGCCAGUGGAAGAAACACUGGUUUGUCCUUGCUGAUCAAAGUCUGAGAUACUACAGGGAUUCAGCAGCUGAGGAGGCGGCUGACUUGGACGGGGAAAUUGACUUGUCUACGUGUUACGAUGUCACAGAGUAUCCAGUCCAGAGAAACUAUGGCUUUCAGAUACAUACGAAGGAGGGCGAAUUCACUCUUUCUGCUAUGACAUCUGGAAUCCGGCGGAAUUGGAUCCAGACCAUCAUGAAACACGUCCACCCAAGCUCUGCUCCAGACGUGACGAGCUCACUGCCAGAGGAAAAGAACCGGAGCAGCUCCUCCUUUGAGACCUGCCCGAGGCCAAGUGAGAAGCCAGAGGCGGAGCGUGGAGAGCCAGACCCCGAGCAGAAGAGGAGCCGGGCUCGGGAGCGGAGGCGGGAGGGCCGUUCUAAGACCUUUGACUGGGCUGAGUUCCGCCCCAUUCAGCAGGCCCUGGCUCAGGAGAGGGCCCGCACCACGGGGGCUUCUGACGCCCACCCCGAGGCUGAGGCCGGCGAGCUGGAGCGGGAGCGUGCGCGGCGGCGGGAAGAGCGCCGUAAGCGCUUCGGGAUGCUCGAUGCCACGGAUGGGCCGGCCGCUGAUGACACGGCCCUGCGGAUGGAGGUUGACCGCAGCCCAGGGCUGCCUGUGACUGCCGACCUCAAGACACAGAACGUCCACGUGGAGAUCGAGCAGCGGUGGCAUCAGGUGGAGACCACUCCUCUCCGGGAAGAAAAGCAAGUGCCCAUUGCCCCCCUGCACCUGUCCUCCUCCGAGGAUGGAAGUGACCGCCUCUCCGCUCACGAGCUGACCACUCUGCUGGAGAAGGAGUUGGAGCAGAGCCAGAAGGAGGCCUCGGACCUUCUGGAGCAGAACCGGCUCCUGCAGGACCAGCUGAGGGUGGCUCUGGGCCGGGAACAGAGUGCCCGGGAGGGCUACGUGCUCCAGACUGAAGUGGCCACUUCCCCAUCCGGUGCCUGGCAGAGGCUCCAUAGAGUCAACCAGGAUCUGCAAAGCGAGCUGGAGGCCCAGUGCCAGCGCCAGGAGCUGGUCACGCAGCAGAUCCAGUCCCUGAAGCGCAGCUACGGGGAGGCCAAGGACGCGAUCCGGCACCAUGAGGCCGAGAUCCGGAGCCUCCAGGCGAGGCUCAGCAAUGCCGCUGCCGAGCUCGCCAUCAAGGAGCAGGCGCUGGCCAAGCUCAAGGGUGACCUGAAGCUGGAGAAGGACAAGGUCCGUGAGCAGCUGGAGGAGUGGCAGCACAGCGAGGCCGCGCUGAGCGGUCAGCUGCAGGCCAGCGAGCAGAAGCUCAAGAGCGCCGAGGCCCUGCUGCUGGAGAAGACGCAGGAGCUGCGGGACCUGGAGAUGCAGCAGGCACUACAGAGGGACCGGCAGAAGGAGGUACAGAGGCUGCAGGAGCGCAUUGCCGACCUCAGCCAGCAGCUCGGCGCCAGCGAGCAGGCCCAGAGGCUGAUGGAGGAGAAGCUGCAGAGGAACUACGAGCUGCUGCUGGAGAGCUGCGAGAAGGAGAAGCAGGUGCUGCUGCAGAACCUGAAGGAGGUGGAGGACAAGGCCAGCGCCUAUGAGGACCAGCUCCAGGACCACGAGCAGCAGAUGGAGGUCCUCCAGAAGGAGAAGUUGAGCGCCAAGUUCGAGGGCAGCGAGGUAGUACACCAGCUGGAGGAGCAGCUGGAGAUGAAGGAGGCCAGCAUCCAGAAGCUGGCUGAGCACGUCCAGAGCCUCAGAGACGAGCGGGACCUGAUCAGGCAGCGGUUCCAGGAGCUGAUGGAUCGUGUCGCCCUGUCUGACGGGGACGUUGCUGAGCUUCAGGAGAAGCUGAGGGGAAGGGAGGCCGACUACCAGAGCCUGGAGCACUCCUACAGGAGGGUGGCCGGCCAGCUCCAGAGCAUGCACACGCUGCUGAAGGAAAAGGAGGAAGAGCUGAAGCACAUCAAGGAGAUGCACGAGAAAGUUCUGGAGAAGAAAGAUCAAGACCUCAAUGAGGCUUUGGUUAAAAUGGUUGCCUUGGGGAGCAGCUUAGAGGAAACAGAAAUGAAGCUCCAGGCAAAGGAAGAGAUUUUAAGGAAAUUUGUAAAGCAGUCUUCAGAGGACGCGGAGGAGGAGCCGCGGAGUGGCCCAGAAGAGGCGGAGGACGGCAGCGUGCCGUUGGGCCCGCAGCUCCAAGCUGCCGGCACACCCCCGGCCUUCCCACAUCCCAGGCUCGAGGAUGAGGCCCCGGGGGCGGCCCUGGGGGAAGCGCAAGGCGACAGCAGCCCCAAGAGAGAAGAGAGUGUGGGCUCUCUGAGGUUGGACGUGCCGGACAGGGAGGGGCACCUUCAGAGCACGGCAAAACCGGACCAGGGAGUCCCUGGUGUCAAAAGGCAAAGAAUCCGGUUCUCCACAAUUCAGUGCCAAAAAUACUCGCACCCCGAUGGGUGCGAGAAGACCUGGACCAGCAGCACAUCCUCCGACACCAGCCAGGACCGGUCGCCCUCGGAGGAGAGCAUGUCGUCAGAGGCCACCCCCAGCUCUCUCCCUGCGACCAGCGACUCCGACACCUAUCUCUCCAUAAUCCACUCCCUGGAGACGAAGCUCUACAUCACGGAGGAGAAGCUCAAAGACGUGACGGUGAAGCUGGAGAGCCAGCAGGGCCAGAGCCAGGAGGCCCUGCUAGCACUGCACCAGCAGUGGGCCGGCACCGAGGCGCGGCUCCGCGAGCAGCUCCGCGCCAGCCUGCUUCAGGUCGGAGCGCUCGCCUCCCAGCUGGAGCAGGAGAGACAAGGGAGGGCGAAGAUCACCGAAAAGCACGUCGGGGAGCUCGGCGACUUCCAGGUGAAAAACAGUCAGGCUCUGGCUUGCUUGGAAAACUGCCGAGAGCAGCUGUGCUCUCUGCAAGUGGCCGGCCCGGAGGAAGCGCAGGGUGCAGGCGCGGGCCCCCUGGCCAGCAUGGAGGGCGCUCUAGCCAGCACUGUCCAGGCCCUGUGCCACUGGCCCGCUCCCGCAGACGGCGCAACCCGGCCUCAGCCAGAGGAAGCACGUUUCGUGGAGCUCGGGAAGGCGAGCUUGCGGCCGCUGCACCGGCCCGAACUGACCGAGCAGGAGCAGCUGAAACUCCUCUCCGAUCAAAUAGCUCUGGAAGCCUCACUGAUAAACCAGAUAGCAGACUCUCUAAAAAACACAACAUCCGAUAUCUCGCGCGUUCUGCACGAGAUUUCUCAGUCGGGAAAGUUGCCCCUGGAAUCUGAAAGUGCUGCUCUCUGCCCCAGGGACCCAGCAGACACCUGGGCUAAGAAGGUGCUGGUGGAUGGCGAAUUCUGGAGCCAGGUUGAGUCCCUGAGUAAGCACCUGGGAACGCUGGGCGGAGAGGCAGCCGGCACAUCGGGAGGCAGGCAGCAGAGUGUCCCUGCGGCCUUGGUUCCUGCCCUGGCAGACGCCACGUGGGUCAGGGCAGAGCUCAGCUUCGCGCUGCAGUCGGCGAGGGAGUCCUUCCACCAGAGGCUGCAGAGCAUCCAAGAGACCCUCCGGGGGACCCAGCUGGCCCUGCGGCAGCACAAGCGUGUGCUGGGGGACAUCCUGGGAGCCUACCGAACCCCCGACUUCGAGAGAGUGAUGCAGCAGGUCUCAGAAGCCCUCAGGCUUCCCGCAGAUGUUGAAGACGGCGGCAUGCAGGCGUCCUGGGACCUGAGCCUGUUAGGAGAAGUGCUGAGUCAUCAGGAAGCAGCCGGCUCCCGGGAGCCCUUCUGCGUGUCCGUGUCUGACCAGAGCUCUGGGGCCCUUGUCGCUAUUCAGGAAGAACUCGCCCUGCAGCUUAAAGAUAAGGCCAGCCUCUUAGGGGAGAUAUCUGCCGCUUUAACCUCGCUUCCCCCUGUGGAGUCAGUGAGAGAUUGUCAGAAGCUUCUCCAGGCAUCGCAGAACCUCUCCUAUGACACUUCCCUGGGAGGCCUCGGUCAGUAUUCUUCGUUACUAGUUCAGGAUGCAAUUAUUCAGGCUCAGGUGUGUUACGCAGCCUGCAAAAUCCGGCUGGAGUACGAAAAGGAGCUCCGGUGCUACAAGGCGUCCUGGCAGGGCAGGGGAGCCUCCUGUCAGGAGCACGAGCGAGCCGUUGGGGCCCUGAGGGAGGAAUACGAGGAGCUUCUCCGGAAGCAAAAGAGCGAGUACCUGGAAGUGAUUGCCAUCGUUGAGAGGGAAAACACCGAGCUCAAGGCCAAGGUCACCCAGCUGGACCAUCAGCAGAGGUGUCUGGAAGAAGUGGAGAGCAAGCACAGUGAGAACAUGUUCGCCCUGCAAGGGAGGUACGAGGAAGAGAUCAGGUGUGUGGUGGAGCAGUUGAAUAGAGCAGGGGACACGCUGCAGGCCGAGCACAGCAGGGUCCUGAGCCAGCUGGAUGCCUCGGUCAGAGACCGGCAGGACAUGGAGCAGCACCACGUGGAGCAGAUGCAGAGCCUGGAGGACAAGUUCCAGCUCAAGAUCAAAGAGCUGCAGACCAUCCACGAGGAGGAGCUGAGGACCUUGCAGGAGCACUACUCACAGAGCUUGCAGUGCCUGCAGGAGGCCCUGCACCACUACCAGCGGCAGCUCCACGAAGCCCUGCCAGCUCCCGGCCCCCCGGGCAGCCCCCACCAGUCCACCUCCUCCAGCUGGCCCGCCAGCCAGCCCCGGGAUGCCCUGCAGGCUGCCAAGGGAGAGGCCGACUCCAUGACAGGGCUGAGAGAGCGCAUCCAGGAGCUGGAGGCCCAGAUGGACACCAUGCGGGAGGAGCUGGAGCACAAGGACCUGGAGGGCAGCGCGGCCACCCUGCGGGAGAAGUACCAGGAAGACUUUGAGAACCUUAAGGCCACGUGCGAGCGAGGGUUUGCAGCCAUGGAAGAAACGCACCAGAAGAAGAUUGAGGACCUGCAGAGACAGCACCAGCGGGAGCUGGAGAAGCUGCGAGAGGAGAAGGAUCGCCUCCUGGCCGAGGAGACGGCGGCCACUAUCUCAGCCAUUGAAGCCAUGAAGAAUGCCCACCGGGAGGAGAUGGAGCGCGAGUUAGAGAAGAGCCAGAGGUCCCAGAUCAGCAGCAUCAACUCGGACAUUGAGGCCCUACGACGACAGUACCUGGAGGAGCUGCAGUCGGUGCAGCGGGAGCUGGAGGUCCUCUCGGAGCAGUACUCCCAGAAGUGCCUGGAGAAUGCCCACCUGGCCCAGGCGCUGGAGGCUGAGCGCCAGGCCCUGCGGCAGUGCCAACGUGAGAACCAGGAGCUCAACGCCCACAAUCAGGAGCUGAACAACCGCCUGGCUGCGGAGAUCGCACGGUUACGGACGCUGCUGACCGGGGACGCGGGCGGGGAGGCCGCUGGCUCCCCGCUCACACAGGGCAAGGAUGCCUAUGAGUUAGAGGUCUUACUGCGGGUCAAGGAGUCAGAAAUACAGUACCUGAAACAGGAGAUCAGCUCUCUCAAGGAUGAGCUGCAGACAGCGUUGCGGGACAAGAAGUACGCUAGUGACAAGUACAAGGACAUCUACACGGAGCUCAGCAUUGUGAGGGCAAAGGCCGACUGUGACAUCAGCAGGUUGAAAGAGCAGCUGAAAGCAGCGACGGAAGCACUGGGUGAAAAAUCCCCCGAAAACACCCCUGUGUCAGGAUACGAUAUAAUGAAAUCUAAAAGCAACCCGGAUUUCUUAAAGAAAGACAGAUCCUGUGUCAGCCGGCAACUCAGAAACAUCAGGUCCAAGAGUCUGAAGGAAGGCCUGACGGUGCAAGAACGCUUGAAACUCUUUGAAUCCAGGGACUUGAAGAAAGACUAGCCGUGUCCCGUUCCACUUGAACACACACCGUUCCCAGCCUGCGGCAGCGCUGCCCUAUACCUUUAUUUUUUAUUAUUAUUGUUGUUGUUGUUACUGUUGUCAUUAACUGUGGGUAUGGAUGCAUGAGAGACUGGUUUAUGGGUUGUUCACACCGUUCUCUGCUGUGUUGAUUCCAGCUUCCUAUGUCUUUGUCAAAGCUUUUCUUUUUCCGUGGUAUUCUCAAAUUAGCCAAGCAGCGGGGGCCAGGAGGGCUGUCCGCUCCCGACCGGGGUCUGCGCAGAGCCCCCACCCGCCGCAGUCCACCGCACUCACUGUCAGUAUUAAGGCCCAGCAGCCUGUUGCUAAGCUAGCUCGUCCCGCCAAGUGCACUGUGCGGAGUCAGGGCCCGGGCAGCUCUCGCUGUGCUGCGUGUGGGCCCCGCGGGGAAAACACAGGGCGUCAGGUGGCUGCGGGAGGAGCAGGUUGGGGGGCGUGGUCCGCAACCUCCAUUCACCACCUCUGGCUUGGGAGAAGGACAGCACUUUGUACUUGUCCCACUCCUUCAGCUUAGAGCCACACCCAGGUCAUCGUGGGGAACCUUUCACAACCUGGAAAAUGUCGAAAGCAGCCAUUCCUAUUUUUGUUUGUUUUUUUAUUAAAUCUUGCACAAAACCCCGGCCCCUCUCAUUCCUUCCUACGCUCGUUCCUUUCUUGGUCACUAGCAGCCCUGGUCUUUUCGUAAAGACUUAGAGUGUUGACCUGCAGCCCGGGGUUUCAGACUGAGCACAUCAUUAUGAAUUCCCUCGGGUAGUCAGUCCUUCGAAGGGAAAGUCUGUUCGUGUCUUGAACCUUUCUGAAAGCAACCUGCACAUUCCUUUUGAGAAGGCUGAGGGAAGACCCCUGUGUUAAGUCAAGAAAGUACAGAGGAUGUCGGAAUCAGAUGAGAACUGCCAUUAUAUGUUUUUAACUCUAACCUGAAAAGUGCUCUUGCAGCAUUCAGAGAGCCCAGAGUAAACCUAUACUAACAAAGUUGCUUUUUCUACCCGUCAGAGUAAGACCUUUUAACUGUCCGGAAACACUGCAGUAGUUCUCGAGAAUCUCCUGCCCUGGGGUUUGUGUCACGGCCCUGGGAAGACCGCCAGUCGUUUUGAGAUGCGCAGCCCAGGCAAGUGGCAGCCGUGUUGUGGCCCUCGGGGCAGGCGGGGAGCGUCGCCAAGGAGGGUGCGGGGGGACCUCUUUUGAUCUCGCUGUGUCAGCGCCUCCGUUAGGUCGGCAGGCCCUGGGCACAUGGGUGCUUGGGGGUGAAAAUGGAGAAGUCACCGUGCUCGGUCUCUAGAUUCAGUCAGGGUCAUCCACGGAAAGCCCUGGAAGGGCCUGGGGCGUGCGGCCUUGUCACGGGCAUCGAGCCUUUCCCUCACCAGCUUCCAGACUCUCACCCCACACCUGUCACUCCUUUGCUGCUAUUCUUCCAUGUUGUCCAAGGCAAGAGAAUGUUAGGUCUGGUUUUUUAGUUCUGCUUCUCAGACACCGCUCCUCGCACCACCCCUUGUAGACUGGUAGUGUUUUUAGAAAGGACCAUGAUUUUGUGCGUGUGCCGCUCAGAAUGGGAGUGUAGAGAAGGAGUGCACGGGCCCUGGGGCCUGUUCUCUAGAACACUGUUCAGCAGGUGUGUUCUCCACGGCGGACAGCGACAUGCUGUCCAGCAGGAUCUGGCCUCUGCUCAGGCUGUCUUGGCACCGUGACCUCACGUCACCCCUUGGAGAAGGCCCCGCAUCUAGUGCAGUUUCCUCUGUGGUGGCCCCUGCUGCCUUGGGGACUCCGGCCCUCCCGCCUUCCUGGCAGGGUCCCUGCGCGGAGUCAGACUGUGGCCAGGGGGUGAAAUCUGCGGCGCUUUGAAUAGGUCGAAGAGCACCUUACGUACUUGUCAUCGUUUCCCCUGGAGGUCAGACGUCCGGAAUUGUGGGAGCAGGAGUUGAGGGCGGCCCGUGGAGGUCGAAGGCAGAGACAGGGAAACACCUCCUACUCGCCACAGAGACAGCUGAUGGUCCUGGGGCGGCUGCCGUCUGGGGGUCACCGGAAAGGGGACUAGAAAUGGGGGCACUCUGGCUCCUCUCCAGCAAAAGGCUGAUCCUGCUGCAGCCCCCAGAAAAAGCCCUGAGCGUCGAAAAAGCCCCGAGCGUCGAAAAAGCCCCAAGCGUCGCAGGGUCAUGACUGCUGAGGAGCCUGUCCUCUGGCUGGAGGGAGCAGGCAGAACAGAACAAAGGGGCUUCGCUGAGCUCCUGGGUGUCGCACCCCAGCCCCCGCUGCGCUCCCUGGGGAAGAGUUUAGCCACCAGGUUCCUGAGAGAAGAGAGUAAAAUUGUGGAGGUGGACUGGGUUUCUGUGCUGGUAGAGAAGGGUCCUUCGGGGGCUGCAGAUGGGGUCGUGUAGGUGAUCGUCAACUUGGGGCGCCCCCCACCGCCCCCGGUGCCAACCACGCAGCAGGAGCGUCCCCACUGCCCGGGGGCGGGGGGACGUGAGAACAUGGAUAGAGUCUUCACAGCUGUGUUUCCCUCCCUGGGCACUAGCUCAUCUGUAGCCUGCUAGCCCCUGCAAGUGAGCCCCGCCAGGCACGUGAAGGGGCUAAGGACACGGCUGGACAGGUGUCGUGAGCGCUGCCACGCGCGGAAGAGCCGCCCUCCGCCGCUCACUCAGGCUCGUUGGGCGGCAUGCGGUGCCGGCGCCUGCGGGGGUUGAAGGCUGCCGUUCCAGGGGCACUGGCUGGCUGCAGCCUCCCUGUCGGCGCUGUGGCAGACGGAGCACUUUGCCUUUGGAAGUGGGAGCUUGCGCCUUCGGGCAUCAAGAUGGGUCUGAAUAUGAGGGAGGAAGUUAGGGCCAACUUGGGGUGACACGCGGAGGCCAUGGUGGGAGGUGUGCAUUUGUCCAGAGCCACGAUCAGAGGCCCCUCCGUAGGAAUCCAGCAAGUGGAGAGGCCGAGGCCGAGGGAAGGCCCAGGCUCUGGCUCGUUAAGUGCAAUCUAUCACUCGUUCCCUGGCCCAGAGCGAGCCAUCAGGGGCCUCACAAGGGCCAGCCUGGGAAAGAGAGGGAAUUGCGGUUUUUAACAAACGUAACUGUGACCCUGAGCCUGUCUAAAGGGGAUUCUGACAGAUAAGGCCAGGAGACAAGACCGAUGGCAUGAAAAACAUCUUUAGAGAUCUGUUUAAUAUUCUGGAACACUAACUGCUGGCCUGAGGAUGGAACAUGACCCUUUUUGUCACUGCUGCCUGAUGCUCCCCCUUGGCAUGCCUGUUUUUAAGUUCGUCCUGGGCAUGAGGCCGCGCGUCAGGCCACCCCUGCUGGGCUGGAGCUGAGGGCGCUCCCUGGGACCACUUCUCUCUGGCCAUAAAAUGACAGCUGUGCCAGGGUCCCCACCGGCUCGGUGGCUAACCCCCCAGGUCUGUUCCCCACUCCGACAGGCCAGCAGGCAGUUUCUCUCCUUUAAAAGGUCCCUCCCUCCCACCCUUGCUAGUAACUCCCCGGCUCAGGCCGGCCCCCGGCCCCUUCGGCUGAGUGGGCCUGCAGGCUCUCCCUGGCCUCGGUGCCUGCCUGCUGGCUUCACGCCUAGCCACGUACCGAUUCUGGAUUCUGCCGCUCAGGCCCUAAGUUCAGAGGCAGUUCUUCUCCAGGGACUCAAAGCUGUUUUCAGUUAGAGCGGAAAGAAUGUAACCCAUCAGCCUGUCCUCUUGAAUGUAAGAGUAUUCCUGAAAGGAAGUUUCCUCCUCAUUGUCCUAAAGAAGCUUGGAAUUUUUAACACUUUCCAUUCUAGGACAUAGUUUCAGAAAGCCAGAAAACUAAAACAGAACUCGGUGACCCCCCGUCAUCACCAAGAAAGCCUGAAGGGGUUGGGUGGGGGGGGGAGUGUAUUUUCAAAGGUUUUACAAAGGACAGGGAAGUAUGUAGUCCUCCGCUUGAACCAGAUACUGAAAGGAAAACAGCUUGGCAUGCUAAUUAGAAGCUUCACUUCUCCAGAAACUUCAAUCAUUUGUAUUCCCUCCCACCUGAACACUCUGAAAUUGAGCUAUGGCUGAGUUUUCUGUUAGGCAGGCAUCUGCUCUGUCAACAGGUCUCACCUUCACCCCGAUGUGUCCCCACUGGGCGGAGCGUGGCGAGCGGGUCUGUGUGUCCGGCACUGCAGCCCUGCCCUUCGCACGGGCUUGGGAACUGGCUGGUGCUGAAGCUUCUGGAAGUUCCAGUAUUGGCACCCUGCUUUUUUCCUCUUCCGUCCUAGGCCCCCCGCCUCCACCCGUUGUUGAGAGGGGAAGCCCUGCCUCCUAGCCCCGCUACAGCACUGGCCUCUCGACCGGCGAGUGCGAAGGAGCACCAGCGGGUUGCCACACGCUUUGCACGUGGGGCUUUCUCGGCUUCUCCCUGCCACCAGAUCCCUUCAGGGGGUGAGCUCAGACGUUGCACAUCGAAUCCUGGGAAGGGUCUUUUUACCCACCUGAGAUCAGGUCAAAAGCUAAAGUCCUUGGCUGUUCUCGGCACCGAGUAGGACACUGUGGACACGUCCCUUCUUCAUGGCCACAUCCGCCCGGUCCUCAGAGGGCUCUUGGGACACAGGGCCCCUUGUCCUUGGGCUCGGUGCUGUGUGGUUGCACACCUGGACACACACUCUUAGCAAGCUCAUGCUUUCCACAGUUGAAGAUUUAAGUUAAGAAUGAGCCUGAAGUGAGUCUAGUAAACCCGCUGGUUUGGGGCCCUUUGCUGGGAAGCCGUGACAUGCAGGCAGGAUGGAAAUGAACAGUGUCACUGUCCCCAAGGGCGGGCUGCUGGAGGACACCCAGCCUCAUUCUUGUGCCCCUUUGAGAACGAGUUUCAAGUAUCCUUGUUUCUUUAUAAAGGGAAGAGGGCUCCCUUCUCGAAGUGUUUCAACAGAAGAUGCUCAGCAGAGUAGGGGGAACAGGUCAGCACCCCUGCCCCUGCGUAGGGAGCCAGGAGCACCUGCUCAGACGCAGCCUGGGCCCUUGUCCUCCACGCGUCCACACGGGCCUUGGGAAGAGAAGCCACUGCGUGCUGUGUGUGGACGCCAGCCUCUCUGUAUUGAAAAGCAGCCGUGUUUAUUUUCUUUAAAAGAACCUGUACAUUAUCCAGAGUGAGCGGUGUAAAUAUUACUGGGAAGCUACCACAGGGAUUUUUUGUUUGUGACAAAGUUUGUGUUGGUUUAAAAAAAUAAAAUCCUAUGCAGACCUCCCUUUGUAAGCUGGCGCGGACAGCUUUGGGUACAACCUUGACCUCCACCCAGCAUUAUAAGGAAAUGUCUUUCAUGGCUGAUGUGUCUCUUUAAAAGCUGUGGCCACUUCACGGGGGGGCGGGUUGUAAAGAGUGUAUGACCGUGAGCACAGUCGGCUGCAUCCAUGCCCUGUGCACGUGGCAAGAACACCGUGAUGCUUGCCGCCAGACCCCCCCCGACCCCCAACCCUCCAGGGAGAGCAGCACAGGGAAGAGGGGCCGUCUUCCCCACACCCUGGCCAGGCUCAUGGAAGACUUGGAGGGAGAGGUCAUUUCAAACACAGUUGUCGCAGGACCGGCCCGAACGGGUGACCUGUGAGCACUCGCCGGGCCAGGCGUCUGCAUCUCAGCUCCCGGGUUCUAUCGUGGGACAGCGUCGAGGGCGGCAACCUGGCCAUGUGGUCACACCAUCUCAGAACUGGAUCGUCCGGUCCUCAGGCUGAGCCAGGAGGGCAUGCAGGUCUUGAGGGGAAGGGACGCGGUCCGUGGGUGCUGGUCGUUGGGGGAGGGGGGGAGGACGCAGUUGGAACGCCGCAAAGGAGCGGAGUUCUGGAAAGGCAGUGGUCGCCGGACACAGGGCACCUGUCACCUGUCCUGGGCCUCGGUUCUUUGCCCUUCAAAACUAGUAGCACACAUUUCAGUUUUGUUUUAUAGGAAGCUAGAAAUAGAUCAUAUAAAGAACACUAAAGUCAUUAUUGUGUCACGUUUCUAUCACAAAACCAAUUAAAGUGGAUUUUAGGAUUUACCUUUAGUAUUAACGACUUAUCUACUGAUGUAUUGUUAGGACUUAAAACCAGUUAAGUGAUAAGAAUUCAUGUGGUUUUCCUAAGUAAUAUUUAUAAAAUGUAAAGUUUCUAAGUGACUCCUCAGCAACUGUAAUUCUUAGUAACUUUUCUCACUAGUAGAUUCUUCUAUCGGCGUGAAUGUCUCCGGUCAGCUCCGGGGGACACCGUGCCGGCCGCGGGGGGAGCGGACGCACGGACAGGGUGCAGCGUGUACAUACCGUUUUCUGCUCUGACAAGUUGGGAAAUAAUCCACAGCAGAGACUUCUGCCACUGCGAAUUCUCUCAGCCGUCCGGUGAUACUCAAACCACAGGCUUGUAUGAGUCUAACUGGUGUUUAAUUUCUGUAAUAAAGCGAAGCGAUAACGUUCACCAAACCCAAGUGCUGUGCGGAGGCAAGCAGAGGCUCGGGGAGUGCGAGUGGGUCCUGCAGGCCCACCUGCAGGUGCAGUGGGGCCCCGGGGGGGGGGGGCGGCUCCCGUCAGUUGCGCGGUGCUCCCCAACAGAUGAGCCUGGCCGGCUGAGCCGCCCACCCUCUAUGACAAGUCACGAUUGUGAUGGUGUCCUUGCAGCUGUUUUUUUAAUUAACAAAGUUUCUGAACGACUGUUCACUAUAGUUUGAAGUGUUACUUUGUCAGAGUAUUUAUUCCUCUGUGUGACAUGCUAGAUUCCCGUGGAUGUAGCUGAUCAUUUCUAUUUUGUAAAUAUUACCUAACUUUACAUAAACUAUAUCAUAAUAAACUAUUUUUGCAUC